GCACGACGACUCCGAGCGAGCGAGUGUCAGUCAAACAAAAAAGCAGUGUUGUGUUUACUAACGACGCUGGGCGUCAAACUGAUUUUCGAUGCUCAUUGUAAAAGAAAUUCAGAUAAAAAAAAAAAUGAAUUACAAUUGCGUGUGAUUUGUCUAAUUAAAAACACAGCUCCGUACUGAGAAAAUAUAAUGACAAACAGAUCAUUGAGUUCCAUCGCCGAAGAAUAUUUGUACAGUAUAAAUCCUCUGGCUCAGAGAAUCGGCGAGGAUGUCACUGCAACGAAGGAGGCUUACGAGGGUCUUUGGAAUGCUCUCAGCACAGCCGAAAAAAAUCAAGCUAUCGACGAAACAAUAAUACAACCUGAAGUUGCUCUGAAGUAUACGCAUUUGAAAAAUGUUGAAUGUCGCAAGGACUUGCCGGAUUCCUAUCCAAAAUUGCGAAUUCACACGGGCUUGAAAUACGUCAUUGAUGAAACGGGUUCUACUCUCCGUUGGCGUGAUGAACAUUCCGGCCCAUUUUCUUUUCUGACUCAAUCUCAGAUGAAUUUAAAUUUGUCUGAUGGAUCUGAGAGCCCAGAUGGGAAAAAUUGCGGUUCAGAGUAUCAGGCAGAUUCGUCACGUUUCACUAGUCCGAGAGUGGAAGAUAGCAGCGUUGAGAGUUUCCUAGACGAUUAUGGCACGCCUUCGGACAGACUUAACUUCUACCAGUCCGACAGUUAUUCGGACGGAGUCUUCAAAAAUUCAGACACUGCAAAUUUGCUGAACACUUGUUCAAGCAACGACAAUACCGCAGGCAGUAUUUUCACAAAACUGAUUAACAAAACUUCACUGCUCAAAAUGACAAAUAACGUUUCGAGUGUAGACGAUGACACAGAGAUUUUAGUAUCGCACAAACAUACCGCAAGAGUCACCCAGAAAAACGGAAUUUCUAAUAGAAAUCAGAUGAAUUGUAGUUCGCUACCAAAAUCUGGAGACAUCAACGAAUCCACCGCUUUGUUGGACACUUCUAGCUCUUACAGUAGUUUCCAGUCCUCUCAAACAAUUCAGGAGGAUGCUGCAAUUCCAAAGACUGGUUUUGAGUUCCUUGAUAACUGGUAAUUUUCGUCGAUUCAAUAAUUCUUUCGUGAUUACGUUUGUCUGAUGCAUUGGAAAUGUUUUAAAUAGUUUUCAAGACGUAGUUUCAGCUGUUGAAUACCAGAAAUAUGAUUAUUCACUGAAAGCUAAAGUAAAACAUUUUCAACUGUUUUUCUCUGUAUGAACGUUCAUCUUAUACUCGUAUGAUCGGUGAAAUUCCAAAGAUGCAUUGGUUGAGAUUUACAGACUCGCGAUAUUGUGCGUGGCAAUACUCUUUUACUGUGCGUGUCUAGCCUUAUAAAUGAAUAUUCAAUUUACGUAGUUUCAUGAUAAACUGAAACAUGUGAGCUCUCUCGUAACAGGAAUAAAAAUGCGUCUCCGCGCCAAAAAUGUAUUGGAGUUCGCAAAAUUUCCUUUUCUACCUUUUGUAUACCUUUUUUUUUUUCUACACGAACGAACCAAGUAUUUAUAGGAUUAAAGUACAAGUAGCACCCGAUGAUUGUCGAGAAUACGACAUUCGCAAACUAUUUUAAUGUCUCUCUCGUCCGGCUGUGGGCGAUAAAACAGGCAACUUUUUUAUAAUACGAUUAUUUGAAUAAAAAGACGUAUCCGUA
Messenger RNA from Venturia canescens, 1685 nucleotides. RefSeq lists its product as uncharacterized. The coding region runs from base 187 to 1095 and encodes 302 amino acids. The record is from RefSeq and is a predicted model, not a curated record. The transcript has 2 exons. Lineage: Eukaryota; Metazoa; Arthropoda; Insecta; Hymenoptera; Ichneumonidae.